CUGACCAACCCUUCAAGUCUUCAAGAAAGUAAGAUAUCAUCAACCAUUCUUUAAAAACAAUGGCAUCAACAGGAUCUAACGAUUUUUUGGCGGGUGCAAAGGGAGCUGCGGCUACAGCACAGAAAACUAUAGGGGAACAAGCUUCGAAUGUGGCAACUGCUGCUGGAGGUGUUCAGAAGACAGUAGGAGAGUACGUUGGGAAGGCAGUUGAUUAUGUUAAUCCCAAACCAGAACCUAAGCCAGUAGGUGUUGUUGCUGGUGCUACAAAGGCUGCUGGAGACUUGUUUAAGAAAUGAAAUAUCAACUUGUGAAGUUGUGAUUCAUUAAUAAGGACAAAAAACUUGCAUUAUUAUUGAUUAUUGUGUAUCUUAUCAUGUGUAGGAUAGGAUAUACUCAGUUAGCACUGUUUUAUAGUGGAUUGAAUAUGUAAGGUUCCAGUUUACUGUCUUUGAACCAACAUCCUCAUCCUCUUUGUUUAUGUUUUUUCUUCUUCUUUUCUUCUAAUUCUGUUGCAUAUUUUAAUUAAGCAGGUUUGUUGUCUUUUGUUC
Vicia villosa (hairy vetch) is the source of this 548-nucleotide messenger RNA. RefSeq lists its product as uncharacterized. The record is from RefSeq and is a predicted model, not a curated record. The coding region runs from base 60 to 296 and encodes 78 amino acids. The transcript has a single exon. NCBI's taxonomy places the organism in Eukaryota, Viridiplantae, Streptophyta, Magnoliopsida, Fabales, Fabaceae.